CUGUUGUCCCUAAUCCCAGUCUCCACCCGGCUCCCCCGCCCGCCCCGUGCAGGCUGUGGAGACUCCCUUCUCGGGGGAGGGGGCUCCCGCUGCUGCAGGUGCCCCCUCUGCCUCCACCCUGGCUCCUGGCCAGAAGUUCGAGGUAGCUUGGACAAAAAGAGGCAGAAACAACUUAGCUGUUCUUUUUAGCUCGGAAAUAGAAAAUGUCUGCAGACGGCGGAGGCAUCCAGGCCGCCCAGGACAAGGAGACACCGCUGGAGAUUCCAGAUGGUGGACAUUCUCAUCAGGAAAUGCUUUCUAAGCUGGGGGAGGCAGUGCCUUCAGGGGACGCUCAGGAGUCAUUGCACAUUAAGACGGAGCCAGAAGAGCCACAACCCGAGGGGGCAUCGCAGGAGGACGGGGCUCAAGGUGCUUGGGGCUGGGCACCCCUAAGUCACGGCUCUAAGGAGAAAGCUCUCUUCCUGCCUGGCGGAGCCCUCCCUUCCCCCCGGAUCCCAGUGCUUUCCCGAGAGGGGAGGACCAGAGACCGGCAGAUGGCCGCGGCACUCCUCACUGCCUGGUCCCAGAUGCCAGUGACUUUUGAGGAUGUGGCCUUGUACCUCUCCCGGGAGGAGUGGGGUCGGCUGGACCACAUGCAGCAGAACUUCUACAGGGAUGUCCUGCAGAAGAGAAACGGGCUGUCACUGGGCUUUCCCUUCAGCAGGCCUUUCUGGGCCCCCCAAGCGCAGGGCAAGGGCGAGGCCUCAGGCUCCAGCCGGCAGACAGGAGAUGAGAAGGAGGAGUGGAGAGGCGCGUACACAGGAGCCAUAGAGGUGGGGCAGAGGAUGCCGACCUCAUCGGUGGCAGCCCUUGGAGAUGUGAAGCCCUUCAGAACCAGGGCAGGGAAAGUCCAGGGGGGCGUCCCGCAGUGCGCGCAGGAAGCAGCUUGCGGCUGGAACUCAGGGCCUGCCAAAGACUCCGGGCAGCCAGCUGAUCCACAUGGCACUCCGGAUGCAGCUCCACCGGAUCCCAGUCCCACGGAGCCCCAGGAGGGCCGCGUUCCGCAGAAGCCCAGCGAGGAGAAGGGAGCCCUGGAGAGUGGCGAGGAGGGCCUGGCCCCUGACAGUGAGGCGGGCAGGAAGAGCUACCGGUGCGAGCAGUGCGGCAAGGGCUUCAGCUGGCACUCGCACCUGGUGACGCACCGGCGCACGCACACGGGCGAGAAGCCCUACGCCUGCACUGACUGCGGGAAGCGCUUCGGCCGCAGCUCGCACCUCAUCCAGCACCAGAUCAUCCACACGGGCGAAAAGCCCUACACCUGCCCCGCCUGCCGGAAGAGCUUCAGCCACCACUCUACGCUGAUCCAGCACCAGCGCAUCCACACCGGAGAGAAGCCCUACGUGUGCGACCGCUGCACCAAGCGCUUCACCCGACGCUCGGACUUGGUCACCCACCAGGGCACCCACACUGGCGCCAAGCCGCACAAGUGCCCCAUCUGCGGCAAGUGCUUCACGCAGAGCUCGGCGCUGGUCACCCACCAGCGCACCCACACCGGGGUCAAGCCCUACCCGUGCCCCGAGUGCGGCAAGUGCUUCAGCCAGCGCUCCAACCUCAUCGCGCACAACCGCACGCACACGGGCGAGAAGCCCUACCACUGCCUCGACUGUGGCAAGAGCUUCAGCCACAGCUCGCACCUCACCGCGCACCAGCGCACCCACCGCGGCGUGCGGCCCUACGCCUGCCCACUGUGCGGCAAGAGCUUCAGCCGUCGCUCCAACCUGCACCGGCAUGAGAAGAUUCACACCACUGGGCCCAAGGCCCUGGCUAUGCUGAUGCUGGGGGCAGCGGCGGCGGGGGCUCUGGCCACACCCCCACCUGCUCCCACCUAGGAGGCCACGAGAGGGGAAGCGGGGCGCCCGGGGCCACUGGACUGGAGUCAAGGCUCCGAGGGAGGAGAGAGGGGCGCGGGAAGGGAGCUGGGGCGGUGAGGGUAUGGGGUGAGGCAUGGCGACGGGGGAGGGCGAGAAGGGGCAGACACUCUGCGAAUUAAAGGCCUUGGACUUGAA
Rhinopithecus roxellana (golden snub-nosed monkey) is the source of this 2045-nucleotide messenger RNA. It is a transcript of the gene ZNF205, whose product is annotated as zinc finger protein 205. Gene Ontology annotation, biological process: regulation of transcription by RNA polymerase II. NCBI's taxonomy places the organism in Eukaryota, Metazoa, Chordata, Mammalia, Primates, Cercopithecidae. Gene Ontology annotation, molecular function: RNA polymerase II cis-regulatory region sequence-specific DNA binding; DNA-binding transcription factor activity. The transcript has 7 exons. The record is from RefSeq and is a predicted model, not a curated record. The coding region runs from base 204 to 1868 and encodes 554 amino acids.